Kwoniella shivajii is the source of this 1977-nucleotide messenger RNA. RefSeq lists its product as uncharacterized. The record is from RefSeq and is a predicted model, not a curated record. Gene Ontology annotation, biological process: mitochondrial RNA 5'-end processing. The transcript is spliced from 13 exons. Bases 1 to 1977 code for a protein of 658 amino acids. Lineage: Eukaryota; Fungi; Basidiomycota; Tremellomycetes; Tremellales; Cryptococcaceae. Gene Ontology annotation, cellular component: mitochondrial envelope; mitochondrion.
AUGUCUCUAUCACCAGCGACAGCGUCAGUCUCGCGCAGACUGUCUUCCUCUCACCGCUUGUCACGUGGUUUCGUCACUUCAAUUGCCUCUUCUUCAACGUCGACCGGUGAUCUUGCUUCAGCUGCCGUCCGAGACUAUGCGGAGAAACAGCAUCCAUCAGAUAUCAGCAAGCCCAGCAGAAGAUCGGGGCCCUCCGCAUAUAGCACUUCGAGAUCAUUGGUAUACCAGGCCGACAAAGAUCUAACAGUGGAUUUAAAUAAGGCUAGAUCACAUAAUGAGUACAAGCGUAGAUUUCGAUCCGGAGCUCCUUCACUGAGCAUUUCGGCCGCUACAAAGGACGACUUGCCACAGCGAGGCAGAACCAAAGGGGCUAAACAGCCUGACCUUGAUCUUGCUUCACAUCAAAAUCACGCUGUGAGACAACACGAUCGAAGGCACAAAGCAAUACCGCCCGAUGGAGCCAACAAACUGUUGUUAGAUGUCAACGAGAACGAGAUCGAAGAGGUACUUCGAGACAAGCAUCCUCAUGAUAAUAGAAGUGAAGAUAAAAAAUGGAGCCAGAGUGAUUCUGGGGUAAUCUCUGCUCGGAAGGUUAUAAUCAAUGAGGUCAAACCCCCUCGAGAGAUGAAGAUUGCCCGGCUUCGCCGAUCACUAGGCAGAGUCUUGUUUAGCCCUGGUGUCCUGCCGCUGCGUGAUGUACGAACUGGUGUCUGGAAUUUUGAACCCAGCCUACACGACAUUCCUCAGCCCGAAAAAUUCGCUUUUAAUCGAUGUCCGCCUUACAUUACGCCAUCUCAAGAUGAGGAACUUCUCGAGUUGGCUAAACAUCAUGAAUGUCGAUUCAUAGGGUCGACUUCCACCUUGACCAAGGCAUUGAGUCAAAUCUACUUUGCCAUCAGCGGUGGUAAGGGUGUCGACCUUUCUCCGUUGAGUCAGGAUUUCGCGUCCGAAGUAAAUUCCCUUCUCAUGCGAUCUCAGCUGGACUGUUACGAUCCCCGCUUGCCAGGAAAUGGUGUUUUUGAUAUUAAGACCAGAGCAUGCUUGCCUAUCCGUCAUGAUCGGGCCAACUAUCUGGCCAAUUCCGAUUACGAUAUUUGGAGAGAACGUGGAUAUACGCAAUCGUACGAACGAGAGUAUUACGAUUUGCUGCGUGCUGGAAUGUUGAACCUUCAAGUUCGAAUCGGUGGAAUGGAUGGAAUCUUCUUAGCUUAUCACAACACGUCGCGCCUUUUUGGUUUUCAGUAUAUCUCGUUAACUGAAAUUGAUCAACGGAUAUUCGGCUCAACCGAGAUGGCCAACCAAGCGUUCAAGCUGUCAGUCUCACUCCUCGAGGAAUUGCUUCAUCGAUGCGUGGCUGCGUUCCCAGAUCAGGCGGUCAAUGUUAUCUUGAAGCAUUCACCAGCUACUCAUGCAAAUAGCGUCACAGCAUAUGUCGAACCCAAAGAAUGGGACGCUGCAGACAAGCCACGCCCAGUGCAAGCUAUCACAUUGACAAUGGAGAACCUGCUUGAUGAUGAGGUCGCGCGCGGUCCAGUGGGAUUCUCAGUAGAUGACAAUGUUAGACAAAACCAGAAUUGGACCGUGAGAUAUGCCUUGUCUACAAGCAGCAUGGACGAAGAAGGACAGGUGAAGGCCCGUAAGGGGCUGCAUAGACUACAGCAGGACUUGCUCGCCAUGAAUAGUCUCUCUGUUCCGGCUGGCCAGUCUGUCAAAAGCAUGGCUCGACGCGAUCAGAUCACGCGGCGGGAGGAGCAAAUCGCUCAACGGAAUGAAAAGCAACAUCAGGAGGAGCACCCUUCGGAUGAACCGAGUUCGUCAUCAGAUUCAGUCGCCAAUGCCCAGUUCUUCACCAAAAUAAAAUGGCGGGAGCCUGGACCUCGCCAGAUACUAUUACGGGAAGAGGCCAAAGAAAGCGGCAGAGCCUAUGAAAAGCGGAAGAGGACGUGGAAGAAGGGAAAAUAUGCUUGGGCAUCAUGA